Vespula pensylvanica (western yellowjacket) is the source of this 5816-nucleotide messenger RNA. Its product is annotated as sodium-dependent transporter bedraggled. Gene Ontology annotation, biological process: sodium ion transmembrane transport. The record is from RefSeq and is a predicted model, not a curated record. Gene Ontology annotation, cellular component: membrane. Bases 189 to 5003 code for a protein of 1604 amino acids. NCBI's taxonomy places the organism in Eukaryota, Metazoa, Arthropoda, Insecta, Hymenoptera, Vespidae. The transcript has 15 exons.
GAGGUAAACGCCUGUGAACGAAUUACAAACGAGUUUCGAGAGACAAAGAAUAUCAAAGACGAAAAGUGACACGAAAGAGGACGUGCGAAAAAGCACAACGUUGGGAUUCAUGAACUCGAAGUGUACCCCGGAUAAGGAAGGAGAGCACUAGGAAGAGCAAUCCCGUGCAACGUGGAAAUUUUAGAAAAAUGGCGUCGGAGGAUUGCGAUUUGAUCGAUCUUGGAAACGACGUAUGUGUGCCAAGAGUUUCACUGACCGAUCCAACGCCAGAGGAACAGGAACAUCUACUGGAUGUCUGUCCACCAAAGUUGGAACAGAAGCUGUCCCUGACCGUGAAACAGGAGCAAGUUCAGAACGAUAGUGACAACGGUGAUGUCUUGGUGACCUUGGGACAUGAUCAGGUUGUACCAAUCCGGAAACGAAUCGACGUUGUCUCGUCGGAUACUAUAAAGAGGAUACGUGACAUCACGAGGAACCUCGAACCGGUUAUUAGACGAACUUGUUCAGGGAUCAUUCAGGAUCAUCGGGACAUUGUUGAUCAUGCUAGUUCAGAAAUAAUUAACACUUCGGAGGAAGAGACCUUCGAGGCGCAGGAGAUCAAUAGUGCUUUUGAUUUCCUUGCUGAACACGAGGACAACGAGGAUCAUAGUGAAACCAAUCAAGAUGACGUUGCUGGCUCGAAUAGAUCGAUAUCAUCGUCCGCUAUACCACUCAUCGAAAAAAAUGAGUCGUCUUCUUUAGAAAAUCGUCGUAGAAGAAAUAGCGAUAGUUACGAGGACAUAGAACUUGAUAAUCCAGCAUUCGAAUCCUCGCUUUAUGAAGUAUCAUCUUCAUCUCGUACGGUAGCUAACUCCUGCUUCGUUGAUUUUGAUCUUGAACUACGAGAGAAAUGUAAGAGACGUGCUCAAGACGAGAGUAUGUUCCUACGUGAUACGAAAAGGAGAUCCUUUCAGAGCGUAGUUCAUCGUAAAUCUUGGGCAGAAGGGACGAAGGGACAUGGUUCCAAGGACUCUGGUAGAGUCAAUAGAUCUGUUAGCUUGGAAGAGUCUGGUCAGUCUUGCGAACCUGUUGACUUUUUUACCGGGAAAACACCGGAUGAAGAAUCAACGAUCAGAUCGGAGGAGGCUUGUUCGGAGUGUUCGGAAGUCGAUUGGUCGUGGUUGGAGGAAGUGGAAAGCCUGCGGGCGUCGGAGACGUCCGGCCACGGCGCGGGUUCAGCGGCCAAUGAGCGCUUUGAGUUGGUGGGGAGGAACGCGUCUCCGGUGAACGAGAAGACGGAGCGCAAGCGCGACACCGAGGAUCGGUUCGAGGAAGCGAGUCGCAGUGCCGCGAUGUCCGUCACCGCGUCGACGGGAAAGUCCUUAGUAGAUAGUCUUUCUCGAUCGGACAACGUUGAUCGUCAAAAUAACAAUAAUAACAGUAACAAUAGUAAUAAUAACAGUAGUAACAACGGCAUAUACGUUGGAAGUGCGAAUAACGAUGAUAUCGAAACGGAAUUGCGUUUCGAUUCGAGCAACGAACUUGAAUCAAAUAACAAUAAUGUCGGUAACAAUCGCGUUACAAAUUCUUGGGUACGCGCCUCCAUGAGGCGGCUACGUCAUUUGCGAUUACCAGAAGGAACGCUCGAACACAGACAGCGGAACGUUGAACCGACCAAUCGGAGAACGGCGAUCGUUUCGGCGCCAAAUUCGUUGCCAGACAUCGCACUUAUAGCACCUGAAAUUUUAGCUGCUCAAACGAAUGGUACUUCGGGUCAUCAUUUAAGGCCGUCCAGUGCGCCUGCUGUUCGGAACAACGCGAGUAACGUUGCUAUUUCUAAUACGAAUUCUACCAACGGUAGUGGUAUUGUUGUUGUUGUUGGUGGUGGUAGUGGUGCUGGUGCUGGUGGUGGUGGUGGUAGUGGUAGUGGUGGUAAUGGGAACGUCGCGACGCCGCGACGACCAGGACGACAACACGGCGGCGCCGUAACUAAUACUACCACCUCGAACGCUCCUACCAGCGUCGCGACGCCUUCAGCGAGGUCCAGGUGUGCCUCGAACGCCGUUAGAGACACCACUUCUUCGGGACAGAGCAGCGUAGCAUCUACUACAACCGGAAGCGACGCAACCGGCUCCUCCGGAACCACGACCUGUUCCAGCUCUUCCAACGGUUCACCAGCCAGCACGGCGACCAGCCCGCAACGCGCUGCCUCCAGGAGGACAUGCGAAAGACAGAGGGGCGUUGACAGAGAUGCUGACAGAGGUGAAGAUGACGACGAAGAUGAAAAUCCUUUGGGCAGGUGGCCACACGCUCUUAGUCCAGCCUUGGCUUGCCUUGGUUGUACACUUGGCCUAUUCAACAUCAGUAGAUUCGCUAUUCUUAGUAUUCAAUUCGGAGCCAACUUUAUAGUACAGUUCCUGAUAUUAUCCCUAGUACUUGGAAUACCAUUAUUAACGCUUCAAGUAUGUCUCGGUCAAAGAUUAGCGACUGGGUCCGUCGACAUGUGGAAGAUUUCUCCUCUAUUUCAAGGAGUUGGGAUAGCCUUGCUAACAGCACAAGCGUUUAUUGGAAUUUACAGUAUAGUGGGUGUAUCUUGGAUGUUCGUAUACUUCAGGGAUUCGUUUAUCACGAAGCAAGAUAGGUAUCGAUGGGCAGAACCGUUUCUCUUGUAUCGAGAAGACAGUAGACCUACGCACAAUAGUAGUACUACCUAUAAGUUAUACGAGACGGUUCCGGAUUAUUUCAGUGGUGCUGUUUUACAAAGGCAUCAUUUGAACGAACCCGAUCCUGGCGUUGUUACGUUGAAAUUCCAAGUGGCAUUUAAUUUGGCAGUCGUUUGGAUGAUCGUAUUUGUAUCGUUAAGUAAAGGUUUGAGAUCAUAUGGAAAGGUGGUAUAUGUCUUUACAUUAGUACCUGUGUUUGGUACGUUAAUUCUUUGUACCAAAUUACUUGGGCUGACACCACCUGGUUCCAUUCAUCAGCUGUUUCCUGCCACUGUUUGGAAUGAAUUUUUCAUUAACGGUAAAUCAUGGGUGGCUGCCUCUACUGAGGUUUUCCUUACGUGGGGUUUGCUUGGAGCAGCUGCUAUGCAGAUAGCAGCGCAUAACAAGCAUAAACAUCUUUUACAAAGAGACACCAGUCUUGUCGUGGUGUUGACUUUUGUUGUUUUGCUUCUCGCUGCCUUUUUAGCGAACACCUGUGUACAAAUUCUCAAACAUCAUGGAUAUAUUUACACAACAAGUUCGUUCGAGAGAAUAUCGGGAUACACGUUCAUGCGACUCGUUAAUCAACCAGCACCAUCGUGGUACACUAGCACACCAGAAAGAUUUAUGUCUCAUGCAUCUUUCUUGGUUGGUCAACGAGUUACUCGACCAGGUGCUGAUGUUUCGAUCGAGUCUGGAUAUCAAGUAUUGAGAUUAUCCACUGAAUUAGUACCUGCCACUCUAGCCUUGCUAGGGACUGAGCAAGUCUCACCAUUCUGGGCUGUAUUGUUCUACUUCAUUCUCAUUUUAUUUGGAAUAGCUCAACAGCUUGCGAUAUGGCACUGUGUGAUAACUGGUAUAAUGGCUAUCAAUACGAAGAUGAUGAAAUUAUGGGAGACUACUAUCACGUUUUUUAGCUGCGCCUGUGCUUACAUAUUGGGUUUACCAAUGGCAACGGAGUUGGGCAUUUACGUUGUAUAUUAUCUGGACUAUACGGUCGGUGGGGCAUGGUGGAUAAUGGUUCUGUACUUGGUACAAGUCGGUGCUGUGUUUGCGGUAAGAGGACGACCUCACAGUGGCGAAGCCGUCGUUGCAGAAUUAUUUCCACCUACGGGACGAUGUCUCAGACAUUGGGCUGGCCCACUUCUGUCCUUCACGUGGAACGUUAUUCUACCUGUGACUUUAAUGGUACUCAGUAUUACCGUGUUCAAAAACAACGGAUUCCGAGAGCUCUAUUCGUAUCGUCGUACGAGUCGAGAUUAUUGGGCCGUGUGGGCGAGGCAAUUGGGUGCGGCGAUUCAAUUGAUUCCAAUAUUAACGAUCCCAGCUGUGGCAAUAAUCCAAACUUGUCGAUAUCUCAAUAAUGGUCCGCCCGAUAUAUUCGACAACGAACAAGUGGAAGUUAGCGUAAGUCACUGCGAUCAGUGCAAUGGCAGAAUCCAGUUACUCUAUCGUCCGGCUCUUGAAACCGACGACCCGGCGGAUGCUCAUACGCAAAUUGGUAACGACACCAGUACCAGUAUUCAUGGAAAUGGUAUUUUACCGACUACGACGGAUGUACCUUUUGAAGAUCCACCACCGAAAUAUACUCCACCACCUAGUUACACGACGGCAACUGGUGCGAGAAUAGCGAAGAUGUUACGACAAAGUUUUCGAAGAAGCGUCAGACGUAUCGCCAAUGUCCUUGGAGAAAGUAGCGCUCCAAGGCAAAGGCCAGCGUUGCAACCACCACCUCCUGAUUAUGCUACGGUCCUGGUCGAAAUGAAUCAGAAUAGCCAUGCACGAGACGUUUCGAUACACAUGAACAACGAGUCUAGGCCAGACGUAGUAGUAACAAACGUUAGAAGUGGUCGCAACGGAAGAUCCGCGACUGUAGUUGGUAUUGAUGAAAGACACAGGCCAAAUACCAUCGAUAGGAUGACUAGGAUCGAUUCGUUAGACGGUAAUAGAAGAAUCACCGUGGAACGUACUCAUUCCACUUUGGAGAGAGGAACUCGUAGUAGAGGCUGUAACGUCAGCAACAGCAAUUCUCUAACCUCUGCUAGCACGAAUCUCACGGCAGCCGACGUGGCAAAUCUUUUGCGAAGUAGUAUCAGAAGGGGGACAGCUCGAACGCAACAGUCCCUACGUAGAAGCUUCUGUCACGACGAACCGACCGCGGCGGUGUCCGUUCAGAAUCUAGUCGAAGCCGCUGCGCCGAUCGGUCAAGACUCCUUGGUCCUUCCGAAGGACGUCUCUCUAGUCCCCAACGAACACGUCGACGAUGAUCGCGAAGACAAGAAGACUGCGGACGAAAUGGAAAAUUCCGUUUCUGUGAUAUAGACUUCGGCCCCUCUUUAUCUACGUAUCCCUUCUCCCUCAUUCGUUCGAGCUUUAUUUACUACGUCGCAAUACCUUCUCCUCGUUAUUCCCAUCACGAUCAUCUUUCCCUUUGGACGACUUUCUUUCUGAAGGACUCUUCUCCGGUUCAGAACUUGGGCCGCUUUCUAUGUAAAUUAAUCCAUGUUCGUUGCAUCUUUCUCUUUCGGAUUAUAAUUCAUUCGUAUUCUCUUCGUAGUAUUUAUUUCUUUCUCUUUCGAAACGCGUUCUUGUGUCCCGUCGUGUCGAUAAUGAUUUACGAAAACACGUACGAAUCAUUCUUAAUUAGUCUCCAGUUAUGUUGGACGAUCGUUUAAAAAAAAAAAAAAAAUAAGUAAGUAAAAUCUAAUAGCUUUUAUGUUUAAUUAGUUCAUGAAAUAUAAACGUGUGUUCAAGAAAUUUAGCGGAUUACUGCCUAGCUCCUUGACGUAAAGAUUAUUCUAGUCUUUAUUUCUAUGAGCAAAAAAAAAUCAAGUUUUUCUAGGCCUUAGAACAAUCGCAUUCGUUUCUGCAAAGAUACUGUUGGACUUGGAUUAUUUUUUCACGUGAUUGCAGUUUAGUUGAGAUCAUGCUGUUUUUUCUUACUAAUUGGCAUUGCAGAUGAGCUCGUACAAACGAUAUCUUUUUGUAAUAUAAUAAUCGUUUUCUUCUGUUCUUUCUUCUUCUUUUUUUUUAUUCUUUUGAAACAUUCGUUACUGUAAAUAUAUAUAGCAUUUUAUGACUUAAUUUAGGAUGCGGGCCAACCAACUACUUAUUAAAUAUAUCUUUUAAAGCCUG